Messenger RNA from Monoraphidium neglectum, 462 nucleotides. RefSeq lists its product as hypothetical. The transcript is spliced from 3 exons. Bases 1 to 462 code for a protein of 153 amino acids. The record is from RefSeq and is a predicted model, not a curated record. NCBI's taxonomy places the organism in Eukaryota, Viridiplantae, Chlorophyta, Chlorophyceae, Sphaeropleales, Selenastraceae.
AUGGACUUCCUUAUGGAGCGAUUAAAGCUCUCGCCCCAGCGGGCCCAUGCGAUUGUGGCGCGGCAGCCCAACCUCCUCACCCUCCUGCCAAAGCCGCUGGUCGAGCGCCGCCUCGCGUCCCUUGGACGCGCCCUGAGCCUGCCGUCCGCCGACGCGGCCGCCGCGGCCGCCGCGCGCGCGCCCGCCGUGCUGCUGGAGCCGCCAGAUCUGAUUGAGGCCCAGAUCGCCAACCUCGGGCGCAUCGUCGGCGUCCCGGCGCCCGAGGCGGCCGCGAUGGCGGCGCAGCAGCCGUCGCUGCUGCUGCUGCCGCCGCAGGUCAUGCGUGCGCGGCUCGAGGCGCUGGCGGCGGCGCUCAAGGCUGAUGUAGAAGACGCCCGCCUGGCUGUUGUGAAGCGGCCCGCGUUGCUCAGCGCCCCGCCCUCGGUGCUGCGCAAGGCGGCCGAGGAGGCGGGCGUGCCGUGA